AUGGAAUCGGAAAUCUUAAUCAACGGUCAGCUCGAUCUUGGCGACAUGGCGGAUUUCAUCGCAGGCGACGCCUGCGACUUCGGCGACUGCUUCUCCGACGACGAGUUUGACGUCGACGAAUUGGAGCGUCGCAUGUGGAAGGAUCGCCUGAAGCUGAAGCGAAUCAAGGAUGGCCAGAAAGCGAAAGACGGCGAGAUGACGACUCCGGCAGAUGAGGCGAGAGAUGCGGCGGGAGACGCGGCGGGGGAUGCGCCGAAGGACGCGGCGGGCGAGGACGAGCAGAAGACGCGGCAGCGGCAGUCGCAGCAGGACCAGGCGCGGCGGAAAAAGAUGUCGCGCGCGCACGACGGCAUACUUAAAUACAUGCUCAAAAUGAUGGAGGUGUGUAACGCGCAGGGCUUCGUGUACGGAAUUAUUCCCGAAAAGGGGAAGCCAGUUGGCGGAAGCUCCGACAAUCUGCGCGCGUGGUGGAAGGACAAGGUGCGCUUCGACCGCAACGGCCCCGCGGCGAUUGCGCGCUACAACGCGGAGCAGGCCGCCGCUUCUUCCGCCGCCGCCGCCGCUGCUGCCGGGGGGAACGGUAGCGUGUUUCCCGGCGGGAUGGUCCCCGGCGCUGGCGGAAUUGGCGGGAGCGGGAUGGUUUCUGCGCUCGCGACGCCGCAGACGCUGCAGGAGCUGCAGGAUACGACGCUGGGAUCGCUUCUCUCGGCGCUGAUGCAGCACUGCGAUCCCCCGCAGCGGAGAUUUCCGCUCGAAAAGGGCGUUCCGCCGCCCUGGUGGCCGUCCGGGGAGGAGCAAUGGUGGCCGCAGCUGGGGCUGACACGUGGCACCGGCCCGCCGCCGUACAAGAAACCGCACGAUUUGAAGAAGGCGUGGAAAGUGGGCGUGCUGACGUCAGUGAUUCGGCAUCUGUGUCCUGACGUGGCGCGCAUUCGGAAGCUGGUUCGUCAGAGCAAGUGCCUGCAGGAUAAGAUGACGGCGCGGGAGAGUGCCACGUGGAACGCCGUGCUCGACCAGGAAGAGGCGGAAAUUCUCAAAGCGCAAGGGCGGCUCGAAGACGCUGCGAAAUUCGACCCGUUCGCUGCCGGAUCGCCCGUAAGAACCCCCGGCGCGGGUGCGUUUGAGCGCGACGGCGGAAUUACCGGCGGAAUUGGUGGAGGGAUCCGCGGAGCGGACUUGACGGGCGUGGACACGAACGCGCUUCUGGCGGAAAUUAUGAGCGGAAAGAUGCGCGCCGGCGCGAUUGAAGCGGGGGAGGAUAAGCGGAGCUUUAAAUUAUCCGCGGCUGGUAACGGGGCGGACUACGACGAGUACGCGCCUGAAGCACCUGGCCGUUCGGCUAGCAGAGUCAAGACGGAGCAAGAAAUUUUGAACAUCCCCGCUACUGUGUUCUCCAGUACAAGCAACCUCACCAACGCUUCUGCCGCUUCUGCCGCGGCCGCUGCUGCUGCUUCGCUCACACAGGGUGCGGGGUCUUUGGCUCCUGAGCACCGGGUUUUUCUCUGCCCGUUCGACCGCUGCCCGAAGCACCAGUGGAGCAACGCCUUUGCUGACCGCAACGCCCGGAACCUUCACCAAGCCUCCUGCCCGUUCCGCCCGAAGCUCGCAGGUUCGAGCUCCCCUGCUCCUGCUGGCGCUGCUGGCGUCACUGGUGCUCACACCGGUGGUGCUAACACCGGUGGUGGCAGCAGCUGCCCCAUUCGCAGGAGCGCGAGUGCCUCCUCCUUCCUUCCUUCUGGAAAUCCCGCCACCGCCGCCGGCGCUGCUGGUGUGGCUGGUUCUGCUGGUGGUUCGGCUGUAGCGAGUGGUGGCGGCAGCAGCAAGCCGUCUGGCAAGGACCCUGCCGCGUUCGCGUCCGCGGCUGCUACAGCCGCCGCCAUCAAGGCGAGCAUGCAGCAGCACGGUCAGCAGAGUCAAUCCAAGUCAAGGCUCUCAAACUCCUCCCGUGCCCCUCCCGCUCCUGCCACUCCUGCUGCAGAGCCUGCUGCUGCUGCACAGCCAGUAUCCCACCCGAAUUUCCCUUACAACAACCACCAGCAGCACCAGCAGCAGUACCAGCAGCAGCAGCAGCACCAUCAGCAUCAAGCUCAGUUAUUGAGACAAGGAAGCUUUCCGGGUGAUUCCUUUCACCCGCCUCCUGCCAUUGGCCUGCCGACAGGAGCUGCCCCGGGCAGCGGGCAGUUCGGAGAAAUGUUUCCAGGGAUGAUGUUCGGGCAGCCCGGCAACAUGAUGGGUGAGAAAACGGGGAGCGACGGGGGCAUCGGAAGCAUGACAUCAAGCAAUGAUGCAGUGAGCAACAACCACAACCGAGUGAGCAACAUCAGCAGCAGCCAUGCUCUGAGCAACACAGGCUUGAGCAACAUCGGGGGCGUCAGCAAGAGUAGCAGCACUGGUAACUCCGCAAGUAACCAAUUCACUCGUCCGUCCGUUCUCCUCCCUUCUGCCACGCCUGCUUCUCCUGCUGCUCCCGCCAUCUCGCCGCGCCUCGCUGCUAUAAUCGCCCAGCAGCAGCAGCAGGAGGAGUUGAUCGCAACCGUUGGAUCGUGGGCCAAGGGCCAGCUCCAAACCAGGAUGAAGCGCCGAGCCUUGUCGGACCUCCAAGCCUUGGUGCCUGGCGAGCGCACGCUCGGCCGGACCAUGACCGAGCCUAUGGCGGAGGUUCGGGAUGAAGCUGACGGGGCGGAGGGGAGUGGUGCUGCUGCUGGUGUGGGCCAGUUCGGUGGGUUUGAGAAACUGGCAGGAGAGGAGUGUGCGAUUGGUGGUGGGGGGGGUGCUGAUGAGUUGGGUAUGUGGGAUGGGGGCAUGAUGGGGUGUUAUGGUGGCAGCAACGGCGCCAGUGGCAGUGGCGGCAGCGGCGGUGGUGCUGCUGCUGGUGCUGGUGGUGUUGAUGGUCAUGAGAACAUGUUCGGGAUGGGUGAUGCUGCUGCAACAAUGGCAGGAGGGAUAGCUGGAGGGAUAGCAGGAGGCUUAGGAGGAGGUUUGGGAGGAGGCCUAGCAGGGUUAGGAGGAGGACAUGACCCUUCGAGGCUGAUGGGUCAAUUGAUGGAUGAUGACUUGCACUACUUCAGCUGCUGA
Closterium sp. NIES-65 is the source of this 3075-nucleotide messenger RNA. The record is from the annotation of a GenBank genome assembly. Lineage: Eukaryota; Viridiplantae; Streptophyta; Zygnematophyceae; Desmidiales; Closteriaceae.